AUGAUUGCUCAAAACUAUUUACAAAAUGUUCGUACGCAAAAAGCUUUAUUUUUAUUGGUUCUUUCGGUAAAUCUUAUACUCUGCCUUUUAAAAAUCAAUGACUAUAUUCAUAUAAAUGCGUGGUUUAUGUUUAUGCCACUUUGGUUAUGGAAUAUCCUAGUGUUUUCGGGUUCGCUCAUUUUAUUCCUAUUUAAAUCUCUCAAUUUAACCAAAUUCUGUUUAUUCUAUUAUGUUUAUCAAGUUUUAAUACUCACAUUUCAAAUAUUUCUAUGUAUUAAACUAGAAACAAAUGCAUUAAAUUGGUGUGUAGUCUUUAUACCAAUCUAUUGUUUAUGCGUUUUAGGAUUUUUGACAUUCACAAAAGCGUUUUACGAGUUAACUGUUUAUGAUUGUGAAAAAUUCCUUGCAUUAAAUCUUCCAUGUGUCAUUCUAAUUGCCCUACGUUUAGAUAAUUAUAUUAAUUGGACAUGGGUUGUAGUGUUAAUACCAUUCUGGAUUAUAAUGGGAUUUUUGAUUGUAUUGCUGUUAUUCUUAGUUUGUAUGUUAUGUGGAUUGAGUCGUUUCACUCAGAAAGAUAUUUAUGAUGUUGUUUCAAUGAUCGGAUUCACAUCAAUUGCAUUUACUUUUCUUAUAUUCGUUGCUCUUCUGGUCUGCCGAUUAGAUAACAUUAAACUGUUCACAUAUAAUGAAAUAUUCUUACCAUUAUUUAUUUGUAUUUUGUUUUUGUUGAUUAUGACGAUUUCCACAAAUUGGUUAGUCAGUAAAUUUUGUAGAAAUAUCAAUGGUUCCGAUGGAGGAAAUUGUUUAGUGGAAUAUACCUCUGGAUCUCGGUUAUCAGCAAAUACUUCGUUGGACCCUAUUCAAGGAGGAAAUACAAAUGUUGCUAAUAUAACUGUUUCACGUGACAAGUAUUCAGAAGUUUAUCAGAAUCUCACAAAGAGCACUGCUUCUGAACCAUUUGAAAACAGUAUCGAAACAGUUAUCUCACCCAAUACAGAUGCUCCUUGCAGUAAUUUACUAACCAAAGAAAAACAUUUUAUUCAUUCAAAUAAACUAAACCAACCUAUGAUUAAAGAGAACUCUUUAUCACUUCCGGAUUAA
Schistosoma guineensis is the source of this 1101-nucleotide messenger RNA. NCBI's taxonomy places the organism in Eukaryota, Metazoa, Platyhelminthes, Trematoda, Strigeidida, Schistosomatidae. The record is from the annotation of a GenBank genome assembly.